UUUUUUUUUUUUUCAUUCAUCUUUUUUUUUGCAUAUUAUAUAUGGAUAGUGUACGUACGGAUACCUCUGGAUUUAUUUUACCACCUGCCAGAGAUUUGAUAAGGUCUUCAGACGAAGACAAAAUGAUGCUUGACGGUAAAAAUAAAAUAAAAUAAAAAAUAAGCAGCGUUAUCGUGGGCCUAACAAUGAAAGAGAGAGUAGAACCUCGUUCCAUGCACGACGAGUUUAUUCGACAUGGGCUCUCUGACCUUUCCAUGUCUCGUCAACAUCCUAUAUCUCCACUCGAACCUAAAGAUUAUAGAAGAAGAGCUUCGGUCACAGACUUGCAGCAUUUUCACUCGCGACGUCGUCCUUCUUUAAAUCCAUUGCCAUUACCUAAUCAUAGCCACCGUGCUGCAGGCACCAUGACGGAAUUUCAAUUUCCAGCAGCACCAACAGGAGCAGCAACAGCCAACCCUUAUACUUUUCCACCGAAACCAGCGUCAUUGUCUCCCAAACGACGUGAUUCAUUCACUCACCAGCCUCCGGAAAAAGAACACGCCAUUGUUCAUGCACCACCGGCGUAUGAUCCCUAUCAACGACGUCAUUCGAUUGCAACCGCCGAUCAUCCAUACCAACGCCAUUCUGCCAAAUACCGAGAUGUAGGAUUUCGUUUUCCAGCUACGAUUCAAGAAACACCGCAUUAUAAUAAUAGUAGUACAUAUUCUGCGCCUCCCAGUCCACCUCAAAGUGGGCUGUACCCCACGGGUGAAGUGCAUCGGAGUCAUGUGUCAAGGAUGGAACCCUAUCUUGGGCGAAGAGCAUCUAUGCCGAACACUGCGCACAAAUCCAGCAGACGAGGAUCUGUGCUGAUGUUGAUGAGCGACGAGGAAGAUGCGCGUAAAGAAAGUCCAUAUUCUCGUAGUCCUGAAUUGCGCGUCAGUCAUAAAUUAGCUGAACGUAAGCGGAGAAAGGAAAUGAAGGAUUUAUUUGAUGAGUUGCGAGAUUCUUUACCUGUUGAGAAAAACAUGAAGACCAGUAAAUGGGAGAUCCUCAGCAAAGCGGUGGAGUAUAUAUCAUUGUUAAAACGUAGAGAUUUUGAUUUAGAAAAUCAAGUUUCAGGUCUAAGACGAGAGCUUGACAUGAUGAAAAGACGAUAAUAAUUUUUUAUUUUAUAUUUAUAUAUAUAAUUAAACCCUAUUCAACAACAUGAUACCCCCCACACACACCCUCUCCUCCCUAUUUUUCUUUCUUUAUAGUGAUGUAAACCUCAAUUUUCUCACACACAUACACGCACAUAGACUUACAUAUCACACCACAUGCCAACAAAUUAAGUGAUUGUACCCAAAUUCUCAAUCAUUUGGGGGACAUACCCCAUGUUUUUUUUUUCAAAAAAAGAUUCGUUGUCGUAAAAUGGAAUAGAAAUAUUGAGACUGUA
Messenger RNA from Mucor mucedo, 1417 nucleotides. RefSeq lists its product as uncharacterized. Gene Ontology annotation, cellular component: RNA polymerase II transcription regulator complex. The transcript has 3 exons. Gene Ontology annotation, molecular function: DNA-binding transcription factor activity; protein dimerization activity. The record is from RefSeq and is a predicted model, not a curated record. NCBI's taxonomy places the organism in Eukaryota, Fungi, Mucoromycota, Mucoromycetes, Mucorales, Mucoraceae. Gene Ontology annotation, biological process: positive regulation of transcription by RNA polymerase II. Bases 186 to 1139 code for a protein of 317 amino acids.